Alternaria hordeiaustralica is the source of this 759-nucleotide messenger RNA. RefSeq lists its product as uncharacterized. Gene Ontology annotation, molecular function: transmembrane monodehydroascorbate reductase activity. The transcript is spliced from 5 exons. The record is from RefSeq and is a predicted model, not a curated record. NCBI's taxonomy places the organism in Eukaryota, Fungi, Ascomycota, Dothideomycetes, Pleosporales, Pleosporaceae. Bases 1 to 759 code for a protein of 252 amino acids.
AUGGCUUCUGCGACGGGAAUACCACCAAAUGCCGCCGCGGCGCGCGGACAGAGUGAACAAGAGCCUCUUCUAGGCAGAAGAGGAGAUGCCAGCCAGAUGCAUGGGCAGCCUCUCUACCAUAACCUGUGGAUUGGCACCGCUCCCAUUGCGCAAGCAGGAAUAUGGAUCCUCGCAGCCAUCAUCUGGGGAGCCAUCUUCUCCAACAAACUCAUCUUCUUCUCCGCGCACCCACUCCUCAACUCCGCCGGCUUCCUCCUAGCCAUUCAAGCAGCCCUCGUCCUGCAACCAACCCACACCCCCGAACAAAAGCGCGCCGGCACCCUCGCCCACUUCCUCUUCCACGCGCUCGGCGCCUCCGCCCUCACCGCCGGCCUCAUCAUCAUCGAAAUGAACAAAGCCGGCCCGGGUCACGAACACUUUGAAUCCGCGCACGCGCGCCUCGGCCUCACCUUUUAUAUCCUCGUGUACAUCCAGGCUAUUGUGGGGUUCACGCAGUACUAUGUGCCGCAGCUGUAUGGCAGUGUGGAGAACGCGAAGAGUAUUUAUAAGUAUCAUCGCAUGGCGGGGUAUGUUAUUGCGGUGUUGGGGCUUGCGACGAUUUGCGCGGCGACGUGGACGACGUAUAAUUUGAACUUGGCGCAUGUGCAGCAUUGGGCUGUUAUUGUUGCUAGUGUGUUGGUGCUGGUGGGGGUUGUGCCGAGGAUUAGGUUGAGUAAGUUUGGGUUGAAGAGGGAGGAGGGGGAGGUGAGGUUGCAGUAG